UGACCGAAACGACCAAGGGGCGGUGGCGGCGGCGGCGGCGGCGGCGGCGGGACCGUGACGGGUGGUGCGGCGCGGAAGCGCGAGCCGCUGCCAUGCCGCUGGAGCUGGAGCUGUGUCCCGGGCGCUGGGUGGGCGGGCAGCACCCAUGCUUCAUCAUUGCCGAGAUCGGCCAGAACCACCAGGGCGACCUGGACGUGGCCAAGCGCAUGAUCCGCAUGGCCAAGGAGUGUGGUGCUGACUGUGCCAAGUUCCAGAAGAGUGAGCUGGAGUAUAAGUUUAAUCGGAAAGCCUUGGAGAGGCCAUAUACUUCGAAGCAUUCCUGGGGGAAGACGUACGGGGAGCACAAACGCCACCUGGAAUUCAGCCACGCCCAGUACAAGGAGCUGCAGAAAUACGCCGAGGAGGUUGGCAUCUUCUUCACUGCCUCCGGCAUGGAUGAGAUGGCAGUUGAGUUUCUGCAUGAACUGAACGUUCCAUUUUUCAAAGUUGGAUCUGGGGACACUAACAACUUCCCUUAUCUGGAAAAGACAGCCAAAAAAGGCCGCCCAAUGGUCAUCUCCAGUGGGAUGCAGUCCAUGGACACCAUGAAGCAAGUCUAUCAGAUUGUGAAGCCCCUCAACCCCAACUUCUGCUUCCUCCAGUGCACCAGUGCGUACCCGCUCCAGCCUGAGGACGUCAACCUGCGCGUCAUCUCGGAAUAUCAGAAGCUCUUUCCUGACAUUCCCAUAGGGUAUUCUGGGCAUGAAACAGGUAUAGUGAUAUCUGUGGCCGCAGUGGCUCUGGGGGCCAAGGUCUUGGAGCGUCACAUAACUUUGGACAAGACCUGGAAGGGGAGUGACCACUCGGCCUCGCUGGAGCCUGGAGAGCUGGCCGAGCUGGUGCGGUCUGUGCGCCUCGUGGAGAGGGCCCUGGGCUCCCCGACCAAGCAGCUGCUGCCCUGUGAGAUGGCCUGCAAUGAGAAGCUGGGCAAGUCUGUGGUGGCCAAAGUGAAAAUUCCGGAAGGCACCAUUCUAACACUGGACAUGCUCACUGUGAAGGUGGGUGAGCCCAAAGGCUACCCUCCUGAAGACAUCUUCAAUCUGGUGGGCAAGAAGGUCCUGGUCACUGUGGAAGAAGACGACACCAUCAUGGAGGAAUCGGUAGAAAAUCAUGGCAAAAAAAUCAAGUCUUAAAAUAAAGUGCCAUUCUCUGAAUUCUGGAUUGCCUUGCUGGUGCCGUCAGGUACAUUUGGGUGAGGUGGGGCAGGAGUGGUGGUCUCCGCGGAUCUGGCUUUCAUCCACUCCCCACCCAGACAGCAGACAUUCAGGGGCUAGGCACUGGGUCAAGCCCGUUGGAGGGAUACAGAGAGCAAAUACGGGCGGCCUCUGCCUCGGGCUGGCUGGCCCAGAAGGGGCGGUGGGCUCAGAAGCAUCUCAUCACUGCCCAGUGGCAGUGAGGGUGCAGAGGAUUGAGUGCUGGCUGUAUGGGCCGUCUCCUUUCAGCCUUCCUUCUUCCUGCCUGCAAAACCAACCCUAAUGACCCCAAAUAUCUCUUCCUUCCAUCUCUCUCUCCUUAACCCCUGCCCGCCCUGGGGUUGAGUCUAGUUAGCUGUAUAGCCAUCACUAGGCAUUAGAGAAGGGGUUGGCCAAAGUGUUUUGCAGGCACAGGAUGCCAAAGCACUCAUAGCUCUGAGCAAAGAGAGGGAAAUGGCAUUUAUUUCUUCUUUAAACAAAUAUGGAGGGCCUACUAUGUGCCAGGCCCUGCUUUGAGGCCUGAGGAUACAGCAGUGAAUCCCUUCCUUAUGGGACUUCCGUUCAGAUGGGGACAGAUGCUCCACAAACCAGGAGCACGGUAAAGUAAACCACAGUACGUCAGAAGGUGACACGUGCAGUGGGGCACGUGAGGGAGCUGGGGAGUGUGGGGCUUGGUGUAUAUGCAGCUUGUGGUGACUUGUAAGUAUGCUGGCGAUGCUGAAAUCAGCCCUUCCAUGAUCCGUCAUGAAAUUACAAACCCAGCUAACAAAAGAUCCUCACUGUUGGACUUCCUUUAACUGCAGCAUGAACCCUUCACAGAGAUUCCAUAUCAUAUUCCUCUUUGUUCUUUUGAACCAAUACUGAGAUUAAUGAUUAUUUUCAAAUAUACUUUCAAAUUCUUAA
This is a messenger RNA of Balaenoptera acutorostrata (minke whale), 2135 nucleotides long. RefSeq names its product N-acetylneuraminate synthase (gene NANS). Bases 93 to 1172 code for a protein of 359 amino acids. Lineage: Eukaryota; Metazoa; Chordata; Mammalia; Artiodactyla; Balaenopteridae. The record is from RefSeq and is a predicted model, not a curated record. Gene Ontology annotation, molecular function: N-acylneuraminate-9-phosphate synthase activity. Gene Ontology annotation, biological process: carbohydrate biosynthetic process. The transcript is spliced from 6 exons.